Molecule: messenger RNA, 2321 nt
Organism: Poeciliopsis prolifica (blackstripe livebearer)
Lineage: Eukaryota; Metazoa; Chordata; Actinopteri; Cyprinodontiformes; Poeciliidae
Product: tripartite motif-containing protein 16-like
Exons: 2
Molecular function (GO): protein binding
Source: RefSeq, a predicted model, not a curated record
UGUCUGCACUGGGAGGAGGAUGAAAGCUACAAAGUCCUGUCUGGCCAUGAAAUAGUCCCAGCUGCAGCAGAAAGAGCUGAGAAGCAGAAGAAGCUUCAGGUGAGUCGACAAGAAAUCCAGCAGAGAAUCCAGGACAGAGAGAAAGAUGUGAAGCUGCUUCAAAAGGAGUUGAAGACCAUCAAUGUCUCUGCUGAUAAAACUGUGGUGGAAAGUAGGAAGAUCUUUACUGAGCUGAUCCGUCUCCUCCAGAAAAGAAGCUUUGAGGUGAAGCAGCAGAUCAGAUCCCAGCAGAAAACUGAAGUGAGUCGAGUCAAAGAUCUUCAGGAGAAGCUGGAGAAGGAGAUCAGUGAGCUGAAGAGGAAAGACGCUGAGCUGGAGCAGCUCUCACACACACAGGAUCACAACCAGUUUCUCCUCAACUACCUCUCACUACCAGAACUCAGUGAGUCUAAAUGUCCAUUCACCAUCAAUGUCCGUCCUCUGAGACACUUUGAGGACGUGACAGCAGUUGUGUCAGCGUUCAGGGUUAAUCUACAGGACGUCCUGAGAAACACAUGGAAAAACAUUAAACUGAUGGUCACUGAGGUGGAUGUUCUACUGUCAAAACCAAAGACCAGAAAUGACUUCUUAAAAUAUUAUGAAGGAAUAACUCUGGAUUCAAACACAGCAUACAGAAAACUGCUAUUAUCUGAGGGAAACAGAAAAGCAACAAAAAAGAAAAUACUGUAUUAUUCUUAUCAUACAGACAGAUUUCAAGAUUGGGAUCAGGUUCUGAGUAGACAGAGUCUGACUGGACGUCAUUACUGGGAGGUGGAAAGGCAAGGAAAAACUGAAGUAGCAGUUUCGUACAAGAAUAUCAGCAGAUCAGGAAGUAGAAGUGAUUUUCGAUACAAUGACAAAUCGUGGGUUUUAUAUUGUAACAGAGACAGGUACAUAUUUUAUCAUAAUGGUGAUAAAAUCUGUGUGUCAGGCCCAGUUUCCUCUAGAAUAGGAGUGUACCUGGAUCACACAGCAGGUAUUCUGUCUUUCUACAGUGUCUCUGAAACCAUGACUCUCCUCCACAGAGUCUGGACCACAUUCACCCAGCCGCUACAUGCUGGAGUUGGGUUUUAUGAUGAUGGAGACUCAGCUGAGUUCAUCAACCUGAGAUAGACAGAAGUAAAUUGAAGAUCAGCUGCUUAAAAUAUAUGUUUUAGUUUCGGUUCCUCAGUCUGCAUUGUUGAUGCUAGGACUUCACUGUUGGAUCACCUCUUGACUGAUUAGAGAUCAGCUGAUAUUUUGUCUUUUGGUUUGUUGUUUAGGUGAUAUCGGACUUUAGGUGAUACCAGUCAGCCUUAGUCUGUGUCUGUGGAUAGACUCCCCUCCUCAUUAGAAACUCUGACAUGUAGAUACCAGUGAGGUCUUCUCCUCUACAAGAAAUGAAUGCAAUCAGUACACUAUGAAAACUGACCAAUCUUCACGGUUCACAGGAUGCACACUAUCCUCUAUGUUUUACUGUUUUCUGGAGCAACAAUGGCGAUGGUGGAAAGAGUUUUUCCUGUAACUGGUAUGUUGCCACUUGUGAGGGAUUUACCCCUCCCUAAAAGGUGAUGUGUUUGUGCUUCUAUAUUCCGAUUUAUUUAUUAAGUGUAUUUUGUGUGGAGGAAGCAACUUGCUUUGUUUGGUGUUUUUGUUUUAAUCAUUUUUCUUCUCUUUGAGGUCACCUGGUCAGGUGUUGCCAUGGAAGCGCGCCCAUGAGCAGUGCUGACAAGGACCUGGUGUUUCAAUCAACCUCAGAAUCUAUUGUUUGAGAGGGAAGGGAGAUGUGUUUGGAUUUAAUUUGGGGCCCAGAUUGUUUUUGUUUUAGUUUUGAAGGUUGUUAGUUGAAAUGUAAAUUUCUUUCUAGGAAUAUAGUGUAGUACAAAUGUUUUUUUUCACUUGUAAAUGUUGACUCCACCCCUUAAUUAGUCAAGGAAGAGCCAAUGCUUUAAAAGGCAGGUGUGUUAGAUCAGAGGGGACUCUCCCUCUAGUGUGUGAACAUGUCAUGCUGUAACUGGAUGGAAAUGUUUUUGAACAAAGAGAUAAAACGAAUGAGAGCUCUACAACUUCUGGACUUUGUUUGAUUUUUUUUUAUUGCAACCCUACACCACUCUUUCCAUCUAUUCCAUUGUGUCAUUGGGUAAGAGACUUCUCCCACUUCUCCUGUCUGGUGCUGCCCAUACCUGUUUCUGUUCAGCCAUGGAGACUAAUUCUUUAGAAGGAUUCUAUUCACCUUAACCAAUCGUAGUUACAUUGAUUUAUUUUUUAGAACAAUUGUUGUUGGUACUGAUGUUCAGAUCAGC